Messenger RNA from Quercus lobata, 1182 nucleotides. RefSeq names its product Glutaredoxin family protein. Bases 341 to 1084 code for a protein of 247 amino acids. The transcript has a single exon. The record is from RefSeq and is a predicted model, not a curated record. Lineage: Eukaryota; Viridiplantae; Streptophyta; Magnoliopsida; Fagales; Fagaceae.
CCAUCUAAUAAUCACAACCUCCCAUCACUCAUAAAACCCAUUUAAGCAAAAAAACAAACCCACCUCACCUCUCUUCCCUCAACUACCUUAACCAACCCAAAAGCCCCAAACUCUCCUCCUCCAACAAAACAAUCUCAAUACUUCAUUCAUUCAUUCAUACAUAUAUAUUAAAAAAUCCAAAAACAAAACCGCUUUUCAGCUUCCCAAACCCCCCCAGCCCCCCCAAAAAUAAAAAAAAAAAAACAAAAAAACACACAAAUAAAAAAAAGUCUCUCUUCUGUUUUCAGCAUUUUCAGGAAUCCGAAUUCCUCAGAUUUCAAAAUCACUACCCACAAAACAAAUGUGGCGGUCGUGGGGCAAAUCAACGGUUAAGAUUCACGACACGUCAUCAUCUCCAUCCACCCACUUCGCUUGCUCUUCCUUCAAAGACCUACCUGACCUCUGCUUAGACGACGACGACGAGUCCGACUCCCCUUCCUCUUCCUCUCAAUUAUCCACCCCAAAAAAACCUCUACCUUCCAUUUUCCACCGAGUCCGACUCGCCAGCUCGCUCCUCCGCUCCUGGUCAACUCGCCCACCCGAGUCCGUUUUCAAUGGCCAAUCCGGGCCGUCGAUUUCAUUCCCUGGCGCAGAGAAACGAAUCGUAUUGUACUUCACCAGCCUCCGCGUGGUCCGGCGCACGUUCGAGGACUGCAAAGCCGUCCGAUCUAUUCUCCGAGGGUUUCGCGUCUCGAUCGACGAACGAGAUCUAUCCAUGGAUUCCGGGUUCCUAAGCGAGUUACAGCAGAUCCUCGGUCGAAGAAAGUUGACGUUACCGAGGGUUUUCAUCGGCGGUAGGUACGUCGGAGGCGCGGACGAGAUUCGCCAACUUCACGAAACCGGCGAGCUCAAGAAAAUCGUACAAGGCUUGCCCGCAGUGGAACCUGGCGUCUGUGACACGUGUGGCGGUUAUUGUUUUAUUCUCUGUGACGAGUGCCACGGUAGCCAUAAGCUGUACAACGACAAAACUGGCUUCAUGUGUUGUAUCGCGUGCAACGAGAACGGUCUCAUCAGGUGCCCUUCUUGUUCUUGCGCUCCUCUCUGAUCCCUCUGAUUGCUUUAGACUCUAUUAAUUUUUUUUAAUCUUUUUUUAAAUUAGCAAAAUUGUAUUUCUUUUUUUUUUUUGGUUGGGAUAUUUCAGUU